AGUAGAUGACAUACAAACUGACCGAUCAAAGUUCUUGUAAUAUAGUUUUCUUUUUAUUUGUGAAGGGUAUUAUUGCUUCGGUGCAAAUGUUUCUGCGAAUCGCUGUUGAUAUACUAUGUAUGUAUGUAUGUAUGUACUCAUAUUAAAUAUUUAUAAAUACUACGUUGUCCUGAUCAAUCAGAAUUUUUCCAAACACUAAUUCAUUUAAAAUGCUCUUUUUCUUUAAAGAUAUACAAAAACCACAAAUGCAAUAACCACAAGCUUGCCACAUAAUUAAUGUGCAUUAUACUCUAAAAAAAUAUAUAUAAAGGACCCCUUAGUCAACAUAUGUGUUUAACGAUUUGAUACUAGCUGCUGUGAAAACAAAACAAAUAUAGUCUACUAAACUGACGAAUAAAAUGGAUUUUGUUCAAUUUUUUUGGUUUCCUAAUGCUUUAUAUCGCAUAGUGGGUUAUGAUUUUCAACAAUUGCCACGAGCAAAUUGGCGACAGGCUUUAAUGAAAGCAUUUCUUAUAUUUACGACAAUAAGUGGUAUAUGCACGCGCAUCUAUAUGCUAUUCCAAUUGCGUGAACUGAUUUUAAGUGGUGACAUUUUGAAUAGCUUUCGUUUAGGUGUAUAUAUAUCUUAUGCUAUUGAUUCAAAUGUGAAAUUUUUUGUAUUUCUUCUGAAUGCAAAACGUCUUCGUGUAAUUUACCAAUCUCUGUCUAAUGAGUACCCAAUGACGUCUAUUGAACAAAAAUUAUAUCAAGUGGAUAAAUACAGCUUCAAACGUGCCCGUAUAAUGAUUGUUUCUUAUCUAACGGUAACUAAUUCGAUACUUAUUGGGCCAAUGCUCCAGUCAAUUUUCAUGUACAUAAUAGAUUUAUUUCGUUACGGUUAUGCUGCAGCAGCAUUUUCAUAUUUGCAUCCAACACCAAUGUCAUAUAACUUUAACUAUUGUACGCCGCAUUAUUACAUUCUCAUCUAUAUUUCGGAAUACUUAAACGGGCAUUUUUGUACAACAACAAAUUUGGGAACGGAUUUAUAUGUGUGCACUUUUGCGGGACAAUUUUGUAUGCAGCUGGAAUAUUUGGGAUCCUCACUGGAAGCUUAUGAGCCUAGCAUGGAUAACUCAAAGGCAGAUUGUGAAUUUUUGAUGGAAUGGAUAAGAAAGCAUCAGUUAAUGUUGGACCUUUGUAGCGAACUAAAUGAAGUUUUUGGAACAACUCUAUUAUUUAAAUUAAUAUCAAAUUGUGCCGUAUUUUGCAUAAUUGUUGUGCAACUGAAGUUGGAGGGCUUUGGUUUCGGAUUCUUAAAUUUUCUCAGCUUCUUUUUCGUUACUGUUGCCCAAUUCUUUAUGGUAUGUCAAUAUGGACAGAAGCUGAUUACCAUUAGUGAAAACUUAGCACUAUGUGCAUACAAAAACCGUUGGUAUAAUGGCUCGCAAACAUACAAAACCUUAUUAUUUAACAUAAUUGCGCGUGCGCAGAAACCAGCCCGGCUGACCGCAAAAGGAUUUCAACCUAUAUCGCUGGCGACCUUUCAAAUUGUAAUGACGAUGACCUAUCGCGUAUUCGCGGUGCUGCAACGUGCUUUGGAUUAGUAUAAUUAAUAUUUUAUUGUUUAUAAAAAAUAUUUUGAUAAUUCAUCUUGUACGCAAUAUAUACAUAGUAGGUAUACAAAGCUAAAUAAAGAUUCUAACUACGAUACCUUCAUAACGAAAAUGAUAGUGCGAAGUUCGAACCUAAAAUGAAAAGCAAAGUAACAUAAAAAUUCGAAAUCCAGUUUUUGAUAUAUUACGAAACACUACAUCGUACUACCUACAUGUACACAACUUUAAGCUUCAAGUUAUAGCUGAAAUUAAAGUUUUAUUUCAAUAUGUGUUUUAUAUAUACAUUUUUUUAUUCUAUUAAACUUAUGAAAAAUGGUUUUAGCUUGCAUCUCAGGUGACGAUAUACCCAAAUGGUAACUAUUAAAUGCGUGUGAAAUGUUUGGAGGUAUGUGCAAAACUAUAUUAAAAAAUUAAAUUGUUUAGUAAUUAUACAUUCGUUAUAAUGUAAGGGUGCCUGUACAUUUAAUAAAGUCAACCAGAAUAAUGGAAAUUAGCAGAAGUCCUGAACCAUUUUUUCUAAUUUUAACACUUAUUCAAGAAAAGUUGCGCACUUAAUUUCUGACUUAUUUUGAUAGUUAUUAACCGUUGUAUGAAGUUCAUACAUAAUUCUGUUUCACGAACGGACAGACAGACAUAUAUAUAUAUAUAUGUAUGUAUGUUAAUAUUAGUUUAAGAUGUUAAAAACAACUUUGCUGAAUGCUGUGUUAGUAUUAUAUAAUUACAUCAACAACCUAUGAGAGACCGUUGUUACUGUCAGAAAAGUUAGCACAUUCAGUUCAUACUUUUAAUAUUUGUUGAGCGACGUUUCAGUCCCAUUUUUAAAAGUACUUUAAAAGCGCAUACAUUCUUUUCGAAAGCAAAUGUAGUUCGUUAUUUCACAUUCAUAUACACAUGUAACAAAAUGCCUUCAUUU
Messenger RNA from Bactrocera tryoni, 2505 nucleotides. RefSeq names its product odorant receptor 49a-like. The coding region runs from base 399 to 1583 and encodes 394 amino acids. Gene Ontology annotation, cellular component: plasma membrane. Gene Ontology annotation, biological process: detection of chemical stimulus involved in sensory perception of smell; sensory perception of smell. Gene Ontology annotation, molecular function: odorant binding; olfactory receptor activity. NCBI's taxonomy places the organism in Eukaryota, Metazoa, Arthropoda, Insecta, Diptera, Tephritidae. The transcript has 4 exons. The record is from RefSeq and is a predicted model, not a curated record.